Molecule: messenger RNA, 1936 nt
Organism: Thunnus maccoyii (southern bluefin tuna)
Lineage: Eukaryota; Metazoa; Chordata; Actinopteri; Scombriformes; Scombridae
Product: 2-oxoglutarate receptor 1-like
Exons: 2
Coding region: 582-1580 (332 amino acids)
Biological process (GO): G protein-coupled receptor signaling pathway
Cellular component (GO): plasma membrane
Molecular function (GO): G protein-coupled receptor activity
Source: RefSeq, a predicted model, not a curated record
AGAAAAGAUGUAUAUUUAUAGCUACUGCAUACUUUCAGGUAAACAAGGAAGUAGAACUGGGUUAAUAGCAGAUGUAGGCUUGACAUUUAAACACAGACCUUAAUGAUCUUCAAACAUGUGUCAUAUGUUGACACAUGUGCGUCAACAUAUGGGUGACUAUACUACAAGGUCAAGAAAUGUCAAGCAACAGUCAAACAAAACUGGAAAAGUUGAGCUGUAUCUGUGCAGGUUGUCCUCACACUGAAAGAAAUACAUUCACACUGAAUGGCAAAAGUGUUUAUACAUAUUUUUGCACUUACAUUUACAGGAUAACAACACAGGAGUUAGAGGAAAUUACACCACAUUUAAAUCAAUAAUUCUUCGAUAUGGCUUGCACCCCUGCAUGUCGGCAGUAAAGGAGAUGGGAAGAUGUGUAAACAAUGGCAGCUAUACUCAUUAACACUUAAAAUGAAUUAUUAGCGUUAAGAAAGAGCAGCAACCUAUUAUGUUAAACAAUGAAAUACAAUCUUAUAUCUUAUAUCCAUCUUAUAUCUAACAAUGCAGGUUUAUGCAGAAACUUGGUCUAGGAAAAGGGCUCAGCCAUGGACUACUACGGAGAAGAUCGCAACUGCACUAAUGUGGACCAACUAAUGAAACGCUAUUACCUGCCUGUCUCCUACGCCAUCAUCUUCAUUGUGGGCCUGGUGGGCAACUUAAUCUCUAUCAGCAUUUACCUGACGAAGCUGCGUCCCUGGAAGAGCUGCAGCAUCAUCAUGGUCAACCUGGCGCUGACCGAUCUCCUCUACGUCCUCAGCUUGCCCUUUCUGGUCUACUACUACAGCAACGGGGAUUCAUGGACGCUAGGUGACUUCAUGUGCCGCUUUGUUCGCUUAGGGUUUCAUUUUAACCUGUAUGGGAGCAUCCUCUUCCUGACAUGCCUGGCAAUUUUCCGCUACGUGGUGGUGAUCUAUCCUUUUAGCGCAGCACAGUUGCAGCGGAAGUUUUGGGGUAUAAUUGCGUGCUCGGCUGUCUGGGUCAUCACUGCUGCCGAAAUUGCACCCAUGUUGACCGUGAUAAGCUUGAAGGAACACGACAACAAGACCUUCUGCCUAGACUUUGCCAGCAGCAUAGAUGAUGACAAGAUGUGGGUAUAUGGCUGGCUGCUCACUGCAUUCGGGUUUCUCCUCCCCCUAGUGGUGGUGUUCAUGUGUUACAUCGGUAUAGUAAAACAAUUGGUAGAAGGGCCUAACCCAACCACUCCCUGUCGGAUGAGAGCACGGCGAGUGACCGUGCUGAUCCUGGUGGUGUUUGUCGUGUGUUUCCUGCCGUUUCACAUCUUGCGUGCAGCGCGGAUAGAAACCCAAAGGCUGUCAAAGUUGCCGUGCAUGGUCGAGCGCGGAGUGCAUGCAGCGUACAUCAUCUCCAGGCCUUUGGCUGGACUCAACACAUUUUUCAACCUAGCUCUGUACACUUUUUCAGGUGAUAAUUUCAGGAGGGCCUUCCUCAGUAUUUUUUACAAGGAACCCUGGCUGGCCAAGGCCAGGUCGCUGUUCCACUUGGCCAUCAUCAGUAAGGAAAACAAUGACAUGCCUGCUGAAUGACUGUCGACAAUCCAGCAUCUGACUUUUCUUUCUUUCUUCUCUCUUUGACUCACACUGUGGAUAUAUUGUAAGCUUACUCACUCAGACAUGAUGUCGGGAAAGCUGCAUGACAGCUGUUAAUUCUUCACUGUGCACCUCCAAACUGGUUCCUUAGUUUUGGUUUGUCGUAGGUAGGAACUAUGUGCCAACCUCUAAAAUGUAAAUAUAAAUGACUGACAAUGCUACAAUAUUUAUAUGUUAGGUAUGUCCGCACCUUUUCUUUCUCUGACUGGAAGUCACAUGAACAAAUAUCUGGAAUCACUUUGUUUUUACCGUAUAUUUUAUGUCACAAACAAUGUAAUAGAUUGUUCUGUUUG